AUACUCAUUAUUCUCCAGUAUAUCUGACCAAACAUGUAACAGACUUAAACCCUAAUAAAUGAUCCUCCGUACAAUGCACCUCUCCCUCUCAAGCAAAGUUAAAAGGCCACCUUCUGUUUUGUUCCCCUUUGACUCUAUAUAACACACAGUAACUCCUCUGUAGCUAUUCUUCCUUAGAUCCUCAGCAAACUCAAACUCAAAUAUCUCUUUCUAUAUAUCUACGGGGAGUAUCAUCAUCAUUCAUCACCUGUCUGUUGGGGAAUAUGAAGAGGACACAUUUGGCAAGUUUCAGCAACAGAAGCAUAACCAGAGAAGAAGAAGAAGAAGAAGAAGAAGAAGAAGACACUGAUGGUGAUCACAACAGAGUCAUCAUGAAUCACUACAAGAGUUACGAAACUGGGCUGAUCCCAUGGCCUCCCAAGAACUACAUUUGCAGCUUCUGCAGGCGAGAGUUUAGAUCUGCUCAAGCACUUGGAGGCCACAUGAAUGUCCAUAGAAGAGACAGGGCAAAACUCAGACAGAUCCCUUCUUGGCUAUUCGAACCUCAGCACCACAUACCAAUUGCAAACCCUAACCCUAAUAUUAGAUCUUCAUCUUCCGCUUCAACAACACCAGCUCCCCUUGAGCCUUCCCUAACCAACCAGAGAUCCAAAAAAACUCCUUUUCCUUCUGCCCGGUUCGAUCUCUUGGACAGUACUACUACUCGCUACGGAGGUUUGAUGGUGGACAGAGAGAAGAACAAGAGCAAUGUAUGUAGCAGAGAGCUCAAGAACGGUGUCAUGAUCGAUGCAUGUAAUUCUGUAAGAUGUGAGAUCAGCCGUGGGGAUCUGAUGAACCAGAAAGAUGAUCAACUCAUGGGGUUGGAGCUUGGGAUGAGUUUGAGGAAUCCCAACCAAGUUCUUGAUUUGGAGCUUCGACUUGGAUACCUUUAGAUUCAUUUGAUUAGUAAUUUUAAUUAAUAUAAGCAGUAUAUGCAUGAUGGUAUAGCUGAGCAGUGAGCAAGUGAUUGUGAUUGCGUUCAGGCUAAUGGUAUUAAAUAGUAUUAGGCUUAAAUUUAAUGGAGGUCAGAAAAAAAAUAAACAAAAUAAAGUUGAAAAAGCCUCCAAAAUUCUAUAUAGGUUUGUAGUUGUACCUUUUUAUAAAGAAAUAUUUA
Camelina sativa (false flax) is the source of this 1153-nucleotide messenger RNA. The record is from RefSeq and is a predicted model, not a curated record. Lineage: Eukaryota; Viridiplantae; Streptophyta; Magnoliopsida; Brassicales; Brassicaceae.